Molecule: messenger RNA, 1737 nt
Organism: Pogonomyrmex barbatus (red harvester ant)
Lineage: Eukaryota; Metazoa; Arthropoda; Insecta; Hymenoptera; Formicidae
Gene: Paip2
Product: polyA-binding protein interacting protein 2
Biological process (GO): negative regulation of translational initiation
Cellular component (GO): cytoplasm
Molecular function (GO): mRNA regulatory element binding translation repressor activity
Source: RefSeq, a predicted model, not a curated record
UGCGGCUUUUAACAACAACGCCGGUGGCAGCACUGUGCGAUCGCUAAUUUGCGUUGAACGACACGUAUUUCGGUUCGCGCGCGCGUGAACUGCGUAAAUCGCCCAUAUAAUUCGUGCGACGACCGUGACGACGAUCACAUCGACGAUUAACGACGAGGAACCUGAAGAAUCUAUUUUACAUCACAGGUAAUCAGUAGUUGCAUCGUUUAGUAUACUGGCUAUGAAAAUGAAGAUCCCAAACGGUGGGCCUGGAAACGGGACUUAUUACGGGCAGGAGACGGGCAUCACCUCCUAUAUGGACAACAACAGUGACACGGAGCCCGAAGUGCAAGCGAUAGGCGAUGGCGAUUUUUCAGAAUAUCUUUGGAUGGAGAACGAGGAGGAGUUUGACAAGCAGGUGCUCCAACAAUUAGAAGAGGAAGAACUGAUGGAAGAGUGUCUAGAAGCGAUGCUGGAAGAAGAAAGGCAGCACCAAAGGAAUAUGAGCUCUACUGCUUGGUCUACGGCUACUGGCACUCCCGACAAUAAUGCUGCGGAACUUUGCCAACAGCUCAGCAGUCUAAGGAUGCAGUCUGACGAUCUCGCCAAGCAGAGCACACUAAAUCCAGACGCAGCUGAAUUUAUUCCAGCAUGCAAAUCGACUGUGGUACCACCUACCUAAUUGCCGGCAGAGUAAAAAUUGUGAAGAAGAAAGAAACGGCUGCACGACUUUGGAAAUAAUCGGAUAUUUUAUGAUGCGUCAUAUUUAAAUAAAAGUAACGCGAGAAAAUCAUUAAAAUUCUGUAACACUACAAAAAAACAAAAAAUCAAAUGAAUGCGAGUAUAAAACAGAGACUGAUUUCACGUCCAUUUUUACGUCAGCUUUAAUAUCUGAAUUAGAUUGUAAUCCAUCUUUUAACGAUUACUUUACUACAACUAAUAUAAAUCCUAUGUAAUAUAGAAAAUCAUUUUGCAAUACUAUGCUGCAUAAUAAUUGAUACACUAAUAUCGAUAAAAAUACGCUGAUUAUUGAUCUGUAUCUAAGGUUUUAUUGUUAAAAAGAAUUUAGUUUGUGCUACGUCUUGAAAUUUCGUUUCGACCUAGGAGACAUUGAUCUUAGACGAAAAAAAACACGUAUACGUAAUAAAGAAUUCAUUUGCAGAUUAUAUGAAUAAGGCAGCUGUUAUGUGUCGAAGAUACAUAAUAAUCAUGUAUAUCCCUCAUUGUUCCAUCAUUGUUCAAAUUGUACAAAUUUGACUUUAUCUUAACGUCUUCAGAUGUCAAGACUUGAUGUUAUCAUGUGACAUAUUAGAAAUCGCAUCACGAUAGACUUGUGAGCUGAGAUUUGUAUUACUUAUAUAUAUAUAUGAAUAAUCGCAUAAUUUAUUCAUCUAAUUUUUUAAAUUUCUUACGUCCUUUAUUCAACUUGUCUCGAAUUUUUAGUAAUUACUGCAAUUCCUUUAAUUCACUUGCAUAUAUUGGUAUCUCUACUCGAUAUGUAAUACUAAGAAUAUUAUACAUAAGUUAUUCUAGAUUUAAGAAAUGUGCAGCUGUAAUCUUCUCGUACAGUACAAUAUGAAACAAUACUACAAUAAACGAUAGUCAUUAUAACAUCAUAAAAUCAUCAUGAUAACUGAUUAUACGUAUCUGCAGUAACCAAUGCGAACAUUGUAAUUCGAGUUGUAAGGUUCGAUCACUUGCGUGUUUAUGAAAAUAACUGUUAUCUUUUUAGCGUUAUGUUAAUCAAAAGGAAAAAAA